Molecule: messenger RNA, 9150 nt
Organism: Monodelphis domestica (gray short-tailed opossum)
Lineage: Eukaryota; Metazoa; Chordata; Mammalia; Didelphimorphia; Didelphidae
Product: protein mono-ADP-ribosyltransferase PARP12-like
Biological process (GO): response to virus; positive regulation of mRNA catabolic process; positive regulation of type I interferon production
Cellular component (GO): nucleus
Molecular function (GO): RNA binding; metal ion binding; NAD+ poly-ADP-ribosyltransferase activity
Source: RefSeq, a predicted model, not a curated record
GAGUCGGCUGCGGCAGCUGCUCCAGCUGCUGCUGCUUCUGUUCCCGGAUCCUGGGCCACAGUUUUUACCAUGGCGGAUCCAGGGGUCUGCUGCUUCCUCACCAAGCUCUUGUGCGAGAACAAGUCGGGAUCCUCGGAUGUCCAGCGUUUGAGCCAGAAGAUCGGCUGGUCGGAGGCGCAGCUGAGCCAGAUCCUGCAGGAGGCUGGGCCCGAGCGCUUCCUGCUGGUGGAGGACGAGGACCCCUCCGUGGCCGUGGCCGUGGCCGUGAGUCCCUUGCGCCUCUGCGGCUACUACCUGAGGGACGAGUGUGACGGCUGUGAGAGGCUACACCUUUGUAAACUGUUCGUGCAGGAUAGGUGCAGGUAUAAAAAGCAGGGGUACAAAUGCAGAUUUUCCCAUGAUAUUCAUUUGCCUGGGAAUAGCAAAAUCCUGAAAAAUAAUGCUCUUUUUGGUAUCAAUGAAUCAGAGCUCAAAGUCCUGCUUUUUCAGAAUGAUCCUUCCCUUUUGCCUGAGGUCUGUCCCUUCUAUAACAGAGGUGAAGGGCCUCAUGGAUCCUGCAACCUCCAGGAUAAUUGCACGAAGCUCCAUGUUUGUAAGCAUUUCAUUUGGGGAGAAUGUCGGUUUCAGAAGUGCAAGCGAUCUCAUGAUCUACAUACUGAAAAUGCAAUGAAAUUACUGCGGGAUCAAGGAUUGAAUGCCUCCACCAUCUUGAACAUCCAGAGAAUCUGCAAGUUUAAGCAUGGAGAGAUCUGCAAGUCCUUUGACAAGAAGAAAGAUAAACGAUCUGAAUCUGCUUCUACAAGCAAUGAGAAGACAAAAAGCAGUGAGAUUUGCCUCUACUACAUCUGGAAAUUCUGCAAACAAAAAAAUAACUGUAGAAAUGUUCAUUACAAGUUGCCCUACCGAUGGCAAAAGUUGGAUGGCACUGUCUGGAAUGAUCUUCCCAUGAUGGAAGGGAUUGAAAAAAUUUAUUGUGAUCCAAAGAACUCCAGAUAUGUUUCCCCAGCCCCAUCUCCCUCAUCUCCCUCGUAUAUCAGUCUCCUGUUCAACUUGGCUCUUGGUCUUCCGCCUCUUUUCCCAAAUGUUGGAGCCCAAAUGGGAGACCUGGAUAUCAAUUUUGAGACUAUGACCUGUGGUUUGAAUCAAGUACGUCGCUUAUCCACCCCCUCCUCAGUCACCAAACCUUCCGGUAUUCUUCUAACCACAACAUGGCUUUGGUAUUGGCUGAAUGACAAUGGUCAGUGGAUUGAAUAUGGAACCCAGGGUGAAAAUCAUCCUCCUUCUUCAAUAACAUCCACAGAUAUAGAAACAAUAUACCUUGCUGAUUCACAUUCCACUGUUGACUUUCAGGCUGGACAUCAGUUUUAUGAAAUCAACUUUAAAGAAAUGGUUCAGAAAAAUUUGAUAUGCCAAACCAAAAGAAAAAUAUGUAGGAGGCCAAAAUUUGUAUCUGCUGAAGACGUGGACAAACUAAGGAAACGCAAUCAGGCAGAGGGGAGCCGGCAGGGUGCUUUCACUUUUGCAGUCCCUCCCUCCUGGGACAAAUCAGCUGUGCCAGAUGUUGGCUAUAAGCUUGUGAUGCUCAAUGAAACCUCUAAAGAAUUCAAUGAUGUCAAGAGCCAAUUUGAAAAGACAAUGACAGGUUUCGUCAUUCAACGUAUCCAAAGGAUUCAGAAUUUGGCCCUUUGGCAAGUCUUCCAGUGGCAGAAGGAGCAGAUGAAAAAGGUGAAUGGAGGGAAGGAUGUGGAUGAAAGACAUCUAUUUCAUGGAACAAAAUACAUCCACUUGAAUGACAUCUGCAGUCAUAAUUUUGAUUGGAGGAUCUGUGGGACCCAUGCAACAGUUUAUGGCAAAGGAAGUUACUUUGCAAGAGAUGCAAGUUAUUCGCAUAAUUACUCUGAGUCAGAGACCAAUGUCAAAAUAAUGUUCCUGGCUCGGGUUCUGGUUGGAGUUUUCACUCAAGGAGAUUCAAAAUAUGUCCGGCCACCAAUGCGACAGGGUACCCAGAAUACCUUCUAUGACAGCUGUGUCAAUAACAGAUUGGAUCCCACCAUAUUUGUGAUUUUUGAGAAGCAUCAGAUUUACCCAGAGUAUGUCAUAGAGUAUGCUGAGAAGAGUAAACAGUGCACCAUUAGUUAAGGCAAAAGAAUUCACUGUUUCCUCAAUUGAAUCCCUCCCCCCUUUUUGUGAAUAAUAGCAAAGUAGCUUUUCUACUGUCCUGUUUUUAAGGAAAGCAGUAAGUGAUCAUGUGGGAGAGCAUUUACUCAAAGGUGACUUGUAAAUGCCUUUUGUAGCAGAUGUGUUUAUGAAAGAUCAUAUGAAACAUAAUAUCCGGAAGUAGAAUCCUGUUUUAAAUGCACCCAAGGAACUCACUAUUUAAAGGUAUGCGGCAUUGAAUCAUGAUGAAAAAAAAAAAAGUCCAACAACAAACCUUUGAAGUACAAAAAGUCACUACCUAAUUUGUCUCUUUCCAAUGGUUGGGUUUUCACAUGUGAAGUUUUCAUAAAAGUCUUUUUUAAAAAACUUUUUAUUAGCUAGUGCACUGUGGUAGGAAGUCUCUUUUAGUUAUUUUCUAAUUGGAUGGGAAGGCUACAUCACCUGAUGGAUCAGCCAGUUAACAAACAUUUAUUAAGUACCUACUAUGUACCAAAAGAAUGCACGAUAUAUUAGGGAUACAAAGAAAAAGAGUCCUUCUUCUCAAUUUCACUGUCUAAUGAGGGAAACAACCUAUAAACAACUGUACAAUCAGCUAUAUGGGGAUAAAAUGGAAUAUCUAGGGGAGGAAAGAUAUAAAAAUGAAAGGGAAUCAGAAAGGGCUAAGUAGAGAAGGAAGGUUUUUAGCUGGGCCUUGAAGGAAGCCAGGAGACAGAUGAGGAGGAAGAGCAUUCUAGGUAUGAAGGAUAGCUAGAGAAAAAUCCUGGAGCUGAGAGGUAGAGUGUCUUGGAAUAGCAAGAAGGCUAGUGUCAUUGGACUGAAGAGUACAUGAGGGGCAGGGUGUAAGGUGGAAGAAGAGUGGAAAGGUGGACAAAGCUAGGUUAUGAGGGAUUUUGACAAGUAGAGGAUUUUGUAUUUGAUCUUGUCACUCCAGUAGGGCUACAUGGUUGGAUUGGUUUUUAGGAAAAUCACUUUGACAACUGAAUGGAGACUGGAGUGGAGUGGAAAGUCUUGUGGCAGACAGAUUGACCAGCAGGCUAUUGCAAUAGUCCCAAUUUAAGGGGAUGAGAGCCUAUACCAAAGUGAUGGUGGUGUCAGAGGAGAAAAAGGGGUCUAAUCAAGAGAUGUUACAGGCCUUGGCAACAGAUUCAAGGUGUGGGGGGGUGAGAGAGUGAGGAGUCAAGGAUGACACCUAGGUUGUAUGACUAGGUGACAAGGAGGGUGAUGAAGACCCUUGAUAAUGAGGGAAAUUUGAGACAGGGGAAGAUUUUUUGGGAAAAGAGAAUGAGUUUUGUUAUGGACAUGUUGAAUUUAAGAUAUUGAUAGGACAGUUUGAGAUGUCUAAGAGUCAAUUAGAGAUUCAAGACUGGAGGUCAGCAAAGGUUAGGGUUGGAUAAGCAGACUUGAGGGUCAUCAGCGUAGAGAUGAGAGAGCAAAGAAGGUAGCCUAAAACAGCCCAGUGGGACAUCUAGGAUUAACAGAAUUAGCUGGAUGAAGAUCCAACAAAGGAGACCAAGAAGAAGUCAGAUAGGUAGGAGGAGAGAAUAGUAUCACCCCACCCUCAAAUAACUAGAGAGAAGAAAGUAUCAGGGAGAAGAAGGUGAUCAAGAAUGUCAAAAGCUGCAGAGAGGUCAAGAAGAAUCAGGACUGAGAAAAAGCCCUCAGCUUUGGCAAUUAAGAGAUCGUUAGUAAAUUUGGAGAGAUCAGUUCGGUUGAAUCAGGAGCCAGACUGUAGUGAGUUAAGAAGAGAAUGAGAGGAAGAGAAGUGGAGGCAUCUGUUUUAGAUCACCUUCCAUGAGUUUAGCAACAAAAGACAAGAGAGACCUGGGAUAAGAGUUAGUGGGGCUGGAUGGAUGAAAUGAGGGUAUUUUUGAGAAGGGAUUCAUAGGUAGUAGGGAAGCAGCCAGUAGCCAGGGAGAGAUUAAAAGACAAAUGAGAGUGGGAAUGCAGGUGGGGGGGGUGGUGGGGAAUAAUCUGUUGGGGAAGAUAAAUUGGCAUAGAAUCACUUGUGCACAUAGAGAGAUUUGUCUUGACAAGAAGGGCUCCCUCUUCAUGUGAGAUAGGGCUGAAGGAGGAAGUGAUGGCAGAAGGUCACUGGGUGAUGUGAAAUGAAGAGGGGAGAAAGGGAAGAAGAGGAAGUUUUGACAAAUGGUCUUGGUUUUUUUCAAUGAAGAAGUCUUUUCUCCUUACUUCUCUACCCAACUCAUUGAACUUGCAUUGCAUCUUGCUUAUGUAUUUGCUCCUUGCCCAAACUUGGGAUUAAAGUGGGAACUUUGGGGAAAAGCUAGAAUUAAGAUGCUGGGAGCUGCAAUGUUAGAAUUUGGUACCUGUUUACCACAAUAAUUUGCAUAUUAUUUAUAAUAGGAUAGAAAUUUAUUCUUUCAGCUACCUUUACAUUAGAGUGUUUAGUUGAAUGCAUCAUGACUACUACAAAAUGGAUGUGGGCUAUGAUAUUUGAAAUUUUCUUUUUAAGUUGUGCUCUAGAAAAAUCAGUUGCUCAUUUGUUGAGAUAUAUGAUAUUUGGCAGGAUCCUAUCUAAACAUACAAUUAUAUUUAGGAAUAUAUUAUACAUUGGAGAGGGAAAAACUAGGAAAACACUUCCUAAGAUUCAUUUCACCCAACACACUUUUUAGAUUUUUCUAUGGACAUUAGCCAUAGUCUGACCUUUAGGCAAUGAAAGCUUAAUUUAACAACAUUCCUUAUUUUUAAGGAUGCUUUUAUUGAUAUAAUACCGAAAGGUAGCAACUAUCUCAUUUGUGUGGUUACUCCUUCUGCUAGUAUAGCUUUCACCACACCUAUACUUUUUUUAUGCCAUGUUUUCCAAAUAUCCUCUAUAGUGAAUUUCUCAGUGUGCUAAAAGGCCUGUUUCUGGUUUGUUCACCUGGCUGGAAUCCCUAACUUUAACCAUAUAAUACUUGCUUGCUUACUCCAUCCAUACAAAAUUUUUAUUCUAGGAUGAUAUAACCCAUCAUCACUUAAUGCAUGAAGGUCAUUUUGCUCCAUAUGGUAUAGUCUUUGCCCAUAAUAUGUCUUUCCAUUGCCCUUAUUCUUCAGAAAUGGUAGUGUCUCAAAUUUGUAACUAUAUUGCAUCAAAAGGAGAAAACAGAUAUUAAAAAGAUGGACUUUUGUGUUUGCAAGCAGCUUAAGAUUGUUGAAAGCACUAGAUUAUUAGGCCCAUCCUUUUGGAAUAGCCAUGAAUCUCUUUAAGGAGGAGGUCAUGUUUUGGGGUUUGAUGCAUUUCCCACAGUCUUAGAAACAUAAUUCAUCACAGGAACAUCUGGAGGAUCUCACUGAUAGAAUUCAUUUGGACUUUGUAGGGUAUCUUCUUUGAGAGUACUGAAAAUUUCUUCAAGCAUAUGCUUCCAUGUUUGAUGCCUUAUUUGAUAUUAAUAAUCUGAAGGUCAAUAAUAAGCAGUUAGCAUUGUAGUUACAUUAAUCAAAGAAUUUUUUAUGAUCCUUACAAAUAUUUUAAGAGAUUCAUAGUAUCCUAGAAUCAUAGACUGAGUUCUGGAAGGGACCUUAGAAGCCAUCUAAUCCAAAUUCCUCAUUUUAUAGAUAAGGAAACUGAGGCCUAGAGUAGUUAAAUGACUUCUCCAGGGUCUCACAGGUGAUAAAUUUCAGAGUUAGGAUUCAAACCCCUGUCUUCUAUCUCUAAAUCUGAUUCUGCUCUACUAUGCUGCCUACCACUUUUCCUUGUAGGAGGAAAUCCAGUAAGAAAGUUUUUGUGAUUAAAUAGAUCUGAAACUUCUGAAUAUAUGCUUUUGGUCUCUUUUGUUUCUUUAAUGGACCGUUUAAAAAUGUUUUAUUGAUGCUUUUUUUGUUACAACAAUGUUACUUUUGUGUGAUAAACCCAUCCCCCAAUAUCACCCUCUUGGAACAAAUAAGUAUCAUUAAUUAAUGAAUCAACAAAUCGGCCAUCUGAAAAUAUAUGCCUUGUUCUAUAUCUGUAGUUAACCACCUCUCUGCCAAGAGAUAGCAUGCAGAGCUCUAUGAUUACUAUUGCCCUCAAAGUUAUUCUCCUACUUUUGCUUACUUCAAUUUGUACCUUUUAAUAUAUUUCCCAAUAUACUUUUUAUCAUUCCAUUUGCAUUGAAACCUUUGAGUUAUCAACGUAUAUAUUGAGUUUGUUAGGAAGCUCUUUUCAAGGUCUAUCCUCUGCAAAAGAUAUUAUAUAAGUUGCAUAUUUGCAACAGUUAUCUUUAUGGUGGUCUUUUGGCUAUUGCUACUCUUCAGCACUGAAAGGCAGGUGUUCCAUAUAAUGAUAUCUCCUGUUACUUUGGUCAAAGUGGUGAAGCCAACUUGAUCACCUUCUUUGUUUGCCUGUGAAACAUUGUUCCAUUUGUCUUCAAUGUUCAUAUUUUUUGGAUUUAUAGAGGAUCAAUAUUGAUGUAGUCCCAAUUCUUGCUAUCAUUGGGCAAAAAAUUUACAUUUAGAAUAUCAAUAAUCAAAUUAAUCUUUACAAAGUCUAAAAACUGUGAUUCCUAACCACUUUCUGCCACUGUAUUGGGGCAGGAGAAGAGGAGGGGCUAUGUAGAACCAAGUGCCUUUUAAAAUUUUCCUUUGUUUCACGGGGACAUAAUUUCAUGGCCAAAGAAUGUCAUCACCUAGUUGCCAACCUGUUGGUGAUGAGCCUCUCUGAGCUUAGCAGAGUUGUUGGUCACUGGACAAAAGACUAAGUUCAUGACCAUAUUUGAAGCUGCUCUAAUUUUCUCCUCCAGUAGAGUCUUUGUAAAUCCAUAGUCUCUUUCACACUAGAAUAAGGUCUUUCAGUAGGACUUUGUGGUGUGUUGUUGGUGGUUGUCAAUCUUAAUCAUAGGCAUGUCUGUAACAAUGAAUUGUAUGUUUGUUUUGCCUAAUCUGCAUGUGGCUAAUUGUUUUGAAGUAAGUGAUUCUGCCUUGAUUGGCAUGCUUACCACAUGAAUGUUUGUUUUUUGAAUUUGGCAUUCCAGUAUAAAAUACAUAAAUUACAGUUCUUUAUUUCUAAGAAAUAGUCCUAAUCAAAGUUGAAGACUAUUAAAUUGAACUAUUAGCCAUGGGAAAGAAGACUAAACAGAGAUAGAAUACUUUGUUCUCCAUAGACAUCAUCCUGAUUCUUACUUUUAACAUUUUUCAUCUUUAUUUGAAUUUAAAUUAUGUCUUAAAAGAAUAGCCAUUUUGAAAAAAAAAAAGAUUUGUUUUACAACAUAAUACAUCAGUAAUUAACAUGAAUGGUACAAGUGAAUGAAUUAAAAAGAACUCGUUAAAUACUUACAAUUGUUUAAGCUCUGAGAAUACAAGUAGAAAAGUGAGACAAUUCCUGCUCUCAAGAUGCUUACAUUCUAGUUAGAGAAGAUACCAUACAGAAUGUUUCAGGAACAAGUCAGAUGGAAGGGCCCAAUGGUCCUUAGGUCUCAGUUGCAAAACAGAUGAUAAUCUAUCACCUUUGGGGUCAUUUCCAUGGAUAAAAACCACAUUUACAUUUGUUGCUAAUUUGACAGGUUUGCCAUAAUCUAAAGGGAUUUUUUAGUCAUAUCUUUUUUUUUUUUUGGCACUAGUUCAGAUUUUUCAAAUCAAAGGUUUCCUCUCUGCUCUCUUGUACUUAGCAAAGUUUCCUUUUAUGUUUGUUGUUAGGAGAUGGCGGAUGAUAACUCCUAAAGGCGAAUAGGUAGACAAAUAAACACCAAGAAUGUUGUAAAAAGUAAACACCAAAUAUGCUUAGAAAUCUGACUUCACUGGGAUAGAAGGAAAGGAAUACAUUAACCUUGUUUUGUUUUAAAUUUUUUGCCUUCAUAUACUAUGUAAACACAUGGAGUGCUUGUUUGAGGUCCCUCAAAGUCUUAUUUUUAUGGCUUUAAAUUUUGUAAUGUGCUUUUUCUUUGUUCCCUUUUGUUGAUCAAUAGGAAAGGAAAAGCUGUUAUGCAAUGUACACGCCCAAAUAGUUGCUGUGCAUUGGAAUCAUCAGAAUAGCCCAGUUACCUGGAAAUGAGGCUUUGUUUGGUGGUGGCUUGGCACUGGGGCGUAGCUACAGCCUCAUUUCUAAACUUUUGGUCAUUUCCCAGAAGUCUGAAGGUCUAUGUUAAUGUGGCAUGUGCUAGCUCAGAAGCUAUAAUAAUUGACCUUUGUGUAGUAUGAAAAUUUACAGCCAGAAGAAAAGAAAAAAGACAAAUACUACAGAGUAAUACAAAUCAUGGGAUAAACCCAUAAUUUAGAUCCACUGCCUUUAUUUUAAAUUUGGCUAAUGAAGGGAGGCAGCCUGGUAGAGUGGGAAAAAAGUAGGGAUGGAGUCAAGACUGUCACUUGCCUCUGUGACCUUAGGCAAGUCAUUUAAUUUUUUGGCCUUGCCCCUAAAAUGAGAGAGUUGUGUUAGCCAGAUAACUGCUGAGGUCUCUUCCACUUAGAUGAUAUCAUGGAUACGCCACUGGACAAGUCAGGAAGAUCUGAAGUGGAAUCCUACCUCAGACACUUAGUAGCUGUAGGAUCCUAGGUCAGCCACUUCAACUCUCUCAGCCUCAGUUUCUCUAUCUGUAAAAUGGGGCUAUUAAUGAGGCACCUACCUCAUAGGGUUGUUGUGUGGAUCAAAUGAGACAACAUGCAUAAAGUGCUUUGCAAACCUUAAAGUGCUAUAUAAAUUUUACUUACUAAUUAAAUCAAUGAAAUAAACCAUGAAAUUUUAUAUUGGGUUGCAUAUGUGUAGAAAGUAACAUACCUAAAUUCUCAAACCAAUCAUAAGUAUUAUAAAAGUAAACUUGUGCUGAUAAUUUUUCUUGUCUUUUUUCCUUUAAAAUAUACAGUUUAUCAUGUGGGAUGGCACUCUGGGAGGGGGAGGGAAGAGGGGAGGUGGGAGGGAUACUGGGGAUAAAUAUGAUGAUGUAAAAAAUAAUAAUGGGAGACAUCAAUAAAAACAUUUUAAAAUUCAAUCUGUGCAACAUGUUACUUGAGAUGUGAAGCUGUAUAUUCAAGGCCUGUUUCUUCUUUAUUUUCUGUAAGUGCCUUGGUUCAAUAAACUUCAUACAUUUA